Dicrocoelium dendriticum is the source of this 495-nucleotide messenger RNA. The record is from the annotation of a GenBank genome assembly. NCBI's taxonomy places the organism in Eukaryota, Metazoa, Platyhelminthes, Trematoda, Plagiorchiida, Dicrocoeliidae.
AUGGCUCUUUGGGACUGCUUACUGCAGAGGGGAGUACCUGAGAAGUACACCAGCACUCUCCAUGCUAUUUACCAUCAAACUUCGGGCCGCGUGCGAGCAUACGGAGAAAUUUCACCCCCUUUCAGUAUCACUAGCGGUGUUAGACAGGGUUGCCCAGCCUCUCCACUCUUGUUCAACUUCACUAUGGACGUGAUCCUGGAUACUGCCCUGGAUAACUCUGAGUCCUGUGGUGUUGAACUGUCCCCUGGUGACCGCCUUCGGGACUUAGAAUACGCAGAUGACAUCGCUGUGAUUUGCGAGUCCUCCCAAGUCGUCCAGGAUGUGCUGCUCAGACUGGAGAUGUCCGCCGCUCAAUUUGGGUUGAGUUUGCCCCUUCCAAAUGUAAGGUCCUAUUACACGACUGACCAAGCGCAUGUCCAUCUCUCACCCUUUCGGAGCAUCCGUUGGAAGUGGUCGACAAAUUCAUUUAUCUUGGGAGUUGUCUUAGUAUUGGCG